Molecule: messenger RNA, 2520 nt
Organism: Vigna angularis (adzuki bean)
Lineage: Eukaryota; Viridiplantae; Streptophyta; Magnoliopsida; Fabales; Fabaceae
Product: pentatricopeptide repeat-containing protein At1g22960, mitochondrial
Exons: 2
Coding region: 257-2083 (608 amino acids)
Molecular function (GO): protein binding
Source: RefSeq, a predicted model, not a curated record
UUAUUUUUUUUUGCUACUAAGAAAGUGUGUUGUGAAGAGUCUCGACGUGGCAGUUCUGAUUAUGUUGCCCAUCAACCACAGGAAAUGUAUGACAAGGGUUGACAAGGAGUUGAGGUUCGACAAAAGGGUUAGUGCACGCUGCGGGGGUUAAUGCACGUUGCUGGGGUUCAAAAGAAGGUGGCGCGGGUCGUUCCACGCGGAGGCGCGAUUGGAACUGUUGAUGGCAUCGCCGCCAUAGCCGCCACAACUCUACUCAAUGAGCCUCUAUUUUAGAGCCUCAAAACCCUUCUUAACCCUCAAAGUGCGCUUCCUUGUGCCCUUGCCAUCUUCCUUUUCCUUCUGCACAAACGACGCCGUUGCGAACAACAACCGCUCGGUGGUGCUUUUCCGUGCCGCGGUUGCUGAGCCGGAAUUGCUGGUCCGGGUUCUGAACACAGUUAGAGACCGGCCCGUGGCUGCUCUCCGGUUCUUUCGAUGGGCCGAGGGCCAAACCGGGUUCAAGCAAUCUAAAUUGGCAUAUGCCGUUAUUCUCGACAUUCUCGCGCGGAACGGCUUGAUGCGGUCUGCAUAUUGCAUCAUGGAGAAGGAGGCAGUAAGAAUGGGCGACGUGGUGGAUGUUUUGACCGACGGCAGGGUUUUUUCUUCCGAGGUAUCUGUUAAGCUUCUGGAUUUGUUGCUUUGGAUUUACUUGAAAAAGUCGAUGCUUGGGAUGUGCUGGUUGGUGUUUUAUAAGAUGAUUGCGAAGGGGUUGUUGCCGGAUGUGAAGAAUUGCAAUAGGGUUCUGAGAUUGCUUAAGGAUACCAACUUGGCGAGGGAGGUUUAUGAUGUGAUGAUGGAGUGUGGGAUUAGGCCUACAACUGUUACAUAUAAUACAAUGUUGGAUUCCUUUUGCAAGCAAAGGCAGGUUCAGCAAGCUCAGCAGCUUUUGCUUCAGAUGCAGAGGGUGGGGUGUUCGGCCAACGAAUUGACUUAUAAUAUUAUGGUCAAUGGUUUAUCACACCAGGGGGAGUUGGAGAAGGCCGAGGAACUGAUCGAGGAGAUGUUGAGAUCGGGACUCAAGGUUUCGGCUUACACUUACGAUCCUUUGAUUCGUGGCUACUGUGAGAACGGUAUGCUUGAUAAAGCCUUGAGUGUUGUGGAGGAGAUGUUGAGUAGAGGGGUUUUGCCUACGGUAGCGACCUACAAUACAAUCAUGUAUGGCCUUUGCAAGUGGGGAAGAGUGAGUGAUGCUAGGCAGUUGUUAGAUGUAAUGGUUAAUAAGGAUCUGAUGCCGGACUUGAUUUCAUUCAACACUCUAAUUUACGGUUACUGCAGGUUGGGAAGUUUAGGGGAGGCUUUUCUCUUAUUUGUUGAGUUAAGAUACAGAAGUCUAGUUCCCAGUGUCGUGACCUAUAAUACGCUUAUUGAUGGUCUUUGCAGAUUUGGGGACUUGGAUGUGGCCAGGCGGAUAAAAGAUGAAAUGAUCAAACAUGGGCCUAAUCCUGAUGUAUUUACGUAUACAAUUCUUGUUAGAGGAUUUUGCAUGGUGGGGAACUUGCCAAUGGCUAAGGAUUUAUUUGAUGAGAUGCUACAUAGAGGAUUGCAGCCAGAUCGUUUUGCAUACAUAACUCGAAUAGUAGGUGAGCUGAAGCUUGGUGACCCAUCUAAGGCUUUUGGUAUGCAGGAAGAAAUGAUUUCCAAAGGCUUUCCUCCUGAUUUGAUUACAUAUAAUGUCUUUAUUGAUGGGCUCCACAAGUUGGGAAAUUUGAAAGAAGCAAGUAAACUUGUGCAGAAAAUGCUCUACGAUGGAAUCGUUCCAGAUCAUGUAACUUAUACUAGCAUCAUCCACGCUCACUUGAUGGCUGGGCAUCUUAGGAAGGCUAGAGUGGUGUUCAAUGAGAUGUUGAGCAAAGGGAUAUUUCCAUCAGUUGUCACUUACACAGUUCUAAUUCAUUCAUAUGCAGUUAGGGGAAGGCUGGAACUAGCUAUUUUGCACUUUAUUGAGAUGCUAGAGAAGGGUGUAUGUCCAAAUGUGAUCACCUACAAUGCCUUAAUUAAUGGACUUUGCAAGGUUGAAGAUGCUUAUGGUGUUCCUGAUGAUUAAGAUGGCAGACGUCAACUUUUUACACGUCUUGACAUAGUAUAUCCUCAGACUAGGUAAUACUUGGGAGGAAUUGGGAAUUUGUUAGUUAAGGUUCAAAGAUCUGUAACGUUGUGCUUGCAAGGCUAGAGGUAUACCUCUGAAGCUCAAUCCUUGUCAAGAUAUUUCAAACAAUUUUGAGAUAUCUUAACACAAAUUUUAAUUCAUUUUUCUUAGUCUAUUGUGGGUAAAGGGAAUAUUUUGACGUGAUAGUGCAUAUUCUUUGCAUUAAAGUUUUAAUUAUUUUUUAAGCCUAGUGAUACACCUUUUUUUUUUCCAUCACAAUUUGUACAAUGAAAGGAAAAUAAAAGACAGACCUUUUGUAGUUCUAUACUAUGUAGCAUUUGAAUGCUCAACCAUUUUCUCAUCACUGUAUUAUAUAUCUUGCUAUUCAGAAUUCA